This is a messenger RNA of Thlaspi arvense, 1248 nucleotides long. The record is from the annotation of a GenBank genome assembly. NCBI's taxonomy places the organism in Eukaryota, Viridiplantae, Streptophyta, Magnoliopsida, Brassicales, Brassicaceae.
UAUUGGAUUUUCUUCAACCAUCUCGACGGCAUCACCGUCUACGGCGGAGUUCUUGACGCUCGAGGAGCUUCUCUAUGGGAUUGUAAAAAGUCCGGCAAGACUUGCCCCAGCGGAGCCACGCUUGCUUCAUUGCAAGAUAAACAAGAAACAAUAAGGCUCAAGAACUUGAAGCGGUUUGAGUCUGAUCAUGUGAAUCAACAGACCAUAGGGUUUCAGAGCUCAAGCAACGUCGUGGUCUCCGGCCUGACGUCACUCAACAGCCAGAUGUUCCACGUUGUAAUCAACGGUUGCAACAACGUGAAGCUUCAAGGAGUCAAAGUAUCAGCCGCCGGAAACAGCCCCAAUACUGACGGUAUCCACGUUCAGUCUUCCUCCACCGUCUCAAUCUUCAACACAAAAAUCUCCACCGGCGACGAUUGUGUCUCCAUCGGUCCCGGCACUAACGGACUCUGGAUCGAAAAUGUCGCAUGUGGUCUCGGUCACGGCAUUAGCAUUGGGAGCUUGGGGAAGGAUAGCGUGGAAGCAGGUGUACAGAACGUGACAGUGAAAACGGUGACGUUUAAGGGAACAGAUAACGGAGUGAGGAUUAAAUCAUGGGCCAGGGCCAGUAGUGGAUUCGCUAGGAACAUCCGUUUCCAACACUGCGUUAUGAACAACGUAGAGAAUCCCAUAGUCAUUGACCAAAACUAUUGUCCUCGCAACGAAAAUUGCCCUCGCCAGGUUUCGGGGAUCAAAAUCAGCGAUGUGUUGUUCGUAGAUAUACACGGAACAUCAGCGACUGAGGUUGGGGUGAAACUUGAUUGUAGUCCUACGAAACCGUGUACCGGAAUUCGACUUCAGGAUGUGAAGUUAACGUACCGGAAUAAACCGGCUGCAUCGGCUUGUAUUCACGCCGGAGGAAUAGAAGCUGGAUUUCUUCAGCCAAACUGUUUAUGACACAAAUAUAUGUUUUUUUGGUUAUUCUCUUAAUACUACUACUUGAAAUUAAAAGUAACGAUAUAGUAAAUUAUAAUUUCGUAGUUUCCGGUCCGAUACAUAUAGGUCGGGAUGACGGAUGGAAAUUAAGAUGCAUGAGCUAUGGCGGUUUACAGCCGUUGGGCCUAGAGCCUAGCCUGGCCUUGCUUUGUAGAAUAUGGCCCAUUGAUGAUAUAAUAUGCCAUGCAUGUGUUGUGUAAGUUAUUGUAGAAUAUGGCCCAUUGAUGAUAUAAUAUGUCAUGCAUGUGGUGUGUAAGUUAAUGUUACUUUUUG